Formica exsecta is the source of this 1577-nucleotide messenger RNA. RefSeq lists its product as uncharacterized. The record is from RefSeq and is a predicted model, not a curated record. Bases 944 to 1558 code for a protein of 204 amino acids. The transcript has 7 exons. NCBI's taxonomy places the organism in Eukaryota, Metazoa, Arthropoda, Insecta, Hymenoptera, Formicidae.
CAAUAUGUUUGAGACAAUUUUAUUCUACUUCUUCAAUUUAUUUUUAUGCAAGAAAUUAUUCUGUCCAGCAUAUUAUCUGUCCAAUUCCACACUAUAAUGAAAAAAUAGCAAAUCUUAAUAACUCUAACUUUGAAUAUGUUAUUGUAUAUAUUAUAUUUGAGUAGAUUUUAAUAUUUUAUUUUAUAGAUGGAAAUUGUAAACGGAAAAAAAGAGGGAACUAUUAAAUAUAUAUAUGAAGGUUAUACAUACCAUUUAGAUAAGCGUAAUAAUGUUUUACGUUGUGCUAAUCGAAAAUUGACCAAAUGCACAGCUUGUUUAAUCAAGAAUAAUGAUAAUUUUAUUAUCAAACAUUCACAUAAUCAUUAUCAUAAUCCUCAGCUUAUUGAUAUUAUCAAAUUAAAAGAAGAUAUGAAAGAUAUGUCAAAAGAAACUGAUUUGAAACCGAAAGAAAUAUUUGACUUUGUUUGUCGAAGUAAUCCACUUGUGGGUUCAUGCAUCACAUAUUCAUCUAUGAGAACAAUUCUGCAUCGAAUAAGAAAUAGCUGUUUUCCUCCUAUACCGAAUUCUAUGGAGGAAUUAAAAGAUAGUUUGCUAAAUUAUGAGGCAGUAAAAGAAAUAUAUAAAGGAUAUGCCAUAUCUACUAAUAACGAAAUAGCUAUUAUUUUUAGUACUGAUAUUUUAUUAGUUGCAUUAGCAGCAUCUACAGAGAUAUAUGUGGAUGGAACAUUUUCUGCUGUUCCACGAUUUCCACAUGUUGCACAAAUGUAUACUAUACAUAUUCGAUACAUGGAAACAAACAUUGCUGCAGUAUAUGUUUUAUGCGAAAAACGUACUAAAUCAAUGUAUAAUGCUAUUUGGAAGAAGAUUAAAGAAUUAGCUCCUGAUUUUCAAAAAAAUCUACAUUUUAUUAUGUCAGAUUAAAAAAGCAGCAGCAAUCUCAUCAAUGAAUGAAAAUUUUCCUCAAUCGAAAAUUCAUGGCUGUUGGUUUCAUUUCAACCAGGCUAUUCUGCGCAAAUGGCGUAAUUUAGGUCUAACGCAAGCUCCAACAGACUUACUAAGCAUUGCAAUGAACAUACCUUUAUUACCGGCUAAUUUAUUUCCAAACGCCUAUAUAAUUAUGCAAGAUAUUGCUAAUUCUAUAUCUUUUCAAUAUCCUAAUAUAAUAAAGUUCUUAAAAUAUAUGACUGAUACGUGGUUACCAAUAGCAGAGAAAGUUAGCACUUUUGGUUGUCCUGUAAGAACAAACAAUGCUGUAGAAAGUUUCAACAAUAUAGCUGCACAGAAACUUCGAAAACCACAUUCAAAUAUAUGGAUAUUUUUAGAUAAUUUAAAAAAAUUAAUUAUUGAUCAAGAAAUAGAUUUUUUUCGUGUGAAGAAAGAUUUGAAUCCUCGACGUACAUAUAGACGUGUAAAUCGGGAAAGAAACACAAAAAUUGCCAACGCUCAAACCGCUCUAAUUGAGGGGAGACUGCCUCUUCAGCAAUUCUUACGAAUAUUUCACAAAUUUAAUAAGCAAUUUUUACAACGCGAGAUGAAUGGAGAAUUUAAAGGUUUGUAAUUUUAUUUAUUUAUAAUUU